GAAUCGCACCAGGCAUCGACUGCCACUAGACAUCCCGUGAGAUUAGUACCGCGCUCUCCGACCCGCCAAAAAAUCUAAUACAUUUUUGUCCGUUAUCAGAAUGGUAAUUUUUGCAGUGAUCGACUAAUCGGUGCUAUUGUUUUGUCGAGUGUCGCCAACGUUUCACCUCCAUUGUACCAUUUUUACUUCUCCUCACGUCGAACACGAUGGAACUCCGUGUAACUACGGCGAGUACGCUGGUCGUAUUGGUGCUACUCGAGGCGUCGAGCUGUACGAGCGAGAAAUUAACACCCGGUCAAAAAGCGCCAGCAUCCGCUAAAGGAUCGGGUGGCCUGGCACUGAAAGCCCCUUACGAGGCUGGCGGACAAGCGGCUGACGUUGGUCGAAGAGGCGGUCAGGCGAUUCCAGGCCCCCCCGCACCAGCACCAUCCGGGGGAUCGACGCAGCAGGUUGACGGAGUUGUGCGCGAAGAGACCGAAGAAUUGAAAGAAGUCGAUGGGCAACUCGUUCGAGUGGUCAAGGGAAAUUUUGCUUACGAUAGUCCGGAAGGACUUCCAAUCGCGGUCAAAUACGUCGCGGACGAGAACGGAAAUCGAGCGAGUUUUACUUUCGGAACUGGCAAACCAAGCGGGGGGGCGGCUUCGCGACCGUCCGGAGGGACGAACAGAAAACCGGGACUAACGCCGGGCGGACCGAGCGCGACCUCUUUGGGCGGAGCUGGCGGCGGCGGCAGGGAUCAAACCGGAAGUGGGGGGAAAUCAAGCGCUGGCCGUCCACCGGGCCAGGCGGGCGGUGGCGCCAAUGGUCAAGGCGGCGCCAGCACAUACUUGCCACCAACUUCCACCAAAGUCGACAGAAGCUAUUUGCCCCCCAAUUAAUUAUUUCCCUGUCUCCCGACUCGCCUGAAUCGUCCACUCGUCGUAAAUCAGGAACACGUACAACUCUCGUAAUAUUCACAAUUAAGUCAUUGAUCUCGCGAUAAAACUGCCAGAACGUGGACAAUCAUUCUUAUAUCUUUCGAGAUUUUGUCAAGAAAUUCAAGUACUUAACCUUGCCACGAUUCAACGCGGAUGAGGACAACGAUGUUUUACAAUAGCGAAUAAUUCCUUAUUUAAAAUACCAUUGAAAAUAACGCGUUAAAUGCCUCAGUAGAACGUGUGACGGUGAUUCGCAUAGAGAGCUUCUCUGCUUCAAAUAGGUCAAAUACUUGGUGACUCAAUCAUCGAACGUUUGUGUAAAUGAAAAAUGUAUAAAAGAAAAAAAGAAUAAACGUCUCGUCGUUCGAUCGCACAA
Venturia canescens is the source of this 1293-nucleotide messenger RNA. RefSeq names its product translation initiation factor IF-2-like. The transcript is spliced from 3 exons. Bases 207 to 878 code for a protein of 223 amino acids. The record is from RefSeq and is a predicted model, not a curated record. Lineage: Eukaryota; Metazoa; Arthropoda; Insecta; Hymenoptera; Ichneumonidae.